This is a messenger RNA of Rhodotorula graminis WP1, 1810 nucleotides long. RefSeq lists its product as uncharacterized. Gene Ontology annotation, biological process: glutamyl-tRNA aminoacylation. The transcript is spliced from 10 exons. Gene Ontology annotation, molecular function: ATP binding; glutamate-tRNA ligase activity; zinc ion binding. The record is from RefSeq and is a predicted model, not a curated record. NCBI's taxonomy places the organism in Eukaryota, Fungi, Basidiomycota, Microbotryomycetes, Sporidiobolales, Sporidiobolaceae. Bases 1 to 1731 code for a protein of 576 amino acids.
AUGCUGCGCUCCCCCUUGCUGAGAGCUCGUCCUGUUGGGCCACUGCCACGAGCAGCUCUUCAUUACCCCUCACGGGCACCGCCAACUUCAACCGUCGUCGCCUUCACCAGGUCCUGCUCGUCGUCAUCUUCAUCUCCCUCGCCAAAGCUCCGCUUCGCACCGUCACCAACUGGGUACCUGCAUCUUGGAGGCCUCCGUACUGCUCUCUACAACCACCUCCUCGCCCGCAAACUCGGCGGCAAGUGGGUCCUUCGAGUCGAGGACACGGACCAGACGCGGUACGUCGAAGGAGCCGUCGAGUCGCUCCUCAAGACGCUCGACUGGGCCAAGCUCGACUUUGACGAGGGUCCUCAAAAGGGCGGCCCGAACGAGCCUUACUUUCAGUCGAAGCGCAAGGACAUCUACGACCGGUACCUCGAACCGCUUCUUGAGACCGGCAAAGCGUACCACUGCUUCUGCACGCCCGAGCGCCUGGCCUCAACCCGCAAACGCCUCCAGAAGGAGGGCUCGCACGAGGGGUACGACCGACGAUGCCUCGGGCUGUCGAAGGACGAGGUCAAGGAGCGACUCGAAAAGGGAGAGCGCAACAUCGUCCGCUUCAAGAGCUCGUCCGGCUCGCUCACGCAGGAGGACCUCAUCUACGAUCCGAUUCACUACGACUCGCUCCCGCUCGAGGACUUUGUCCUGCGCAAGUCGGACGGCCUCCCGACCUACCACUUUGCCAACGUCGUCGACGACCACGAGAUGGGCAUCACGCACGUUCUGCGAGGCGAGGAAUGGCUCCCGUCGACGCCCAAGCACUUGCAGCUGUACGACGCGCUCGGCCUGUCGCCGCCCCAGUUUGCCCACCUGCCGCUCCUCGUCAACCCUGACGGCAGCAAGUUGAGCAAGAGGGCGGGCGACGUCCGGGUUGAGGACUACAUCACUAAGGGCUAUGAGCCCGAGGCGCUCCUCAACUUUGUCGCCCUCAUGGGCUGGUCCCCUCAGUCGUCCUCGUCCGACACGCCCGACCCGUCGACGAUCCCGACCUCGUCCUCGCCGCGCGACGCCUCGAAUGAGGAGGUCCUCCCUCUCGCAGCCCUCAUCCAGGCCUUUUCGCUCGAGGGCGUCAACAAGAACCGCGCGACGAUGCAGAGCGCCAAGCUCGACUUCCUCAACCGCGCGCACGUGCGCAUCAAGCUCGCCGAUGCGGCGCCGGGAGGUGGGCGCGACGACGUCGCGAGGAGGACGUGCGAGGUCGUGAGGGGCAAGUGGCCUGACUUGGCGGGCGAGACGGUCGAGGAGCCGUACGUGGCUCGCGUGCUCGACGCUCUCAAGGACCGGCUGCACACGAUCGUCGACGUGCCGUCGCUCGGCGCCUACUUCUUCCAUCCGCCAGUUCUCGACUCGGCGCUCGCGUCCCAGCUCUUCAAGAGCGUCCCUCUCGAGACCCACCGCGCAUCCCUGCGCUCGGCCCUCUCGGCGCUCUCGUCCGCUCCUUUCCCGUCGCCCGCCCAGCCUAUGGACGAGCUCGACACGGCGACGCUCAAGGACGUCCUCGACCACCUCGUCGAUGAGCGCGGCGGCAAGACCAAGGCCAAGGAGGUCAUGAACCCGCUUCGGUGGGCGCUGACUGGACAGAAGGUCGGGGCGGGCGUUGUCGACGUCGUCGCUGUACUCGGAAAGGACGAGGUCGUGCGGCGGCUCGAGGCGGGCCUUGCGUGGAUCGAGGCGCACGAGAAGGCGAGCUAGUAGAGCAGGAGACAUGUAGCACGAGGAUGAGCAGCCUUGUUGUAACGAGUCGAACGAGCAGUCGCAGCUCUCUUCCUUU